AUGGCUCAACCUAAAGGUGACAUGGGACUGAUCGGUCUGGCCGUCAUGGGCCAGAACCUUAUUUUGAACGCGGCUGACCACGGUUACACGGUUGUCGCAUUCAACAGAACGGUGUCCAAGGUGGACCACUUCAUGGAGAACGAGGCCAAGGGCAAGUCAAUCAUCGGUGCGCACUCUAUCCAAGAGCUGGUCGACAACCUGAAGAGACCUCGCCGUAUCGUGCUGCUGGUCAAGGCCGGUGCCGCGGUCGACGCUUUCAUCGAGCAGCUGCUACCCUACCUUGAGAAAGGUGACAUCAUCAUCGACGGUGGUAACUCGCACUACCCAGACACUAACCGUCGUUACGAGGAGCUAAAGGGCAAAGGCAUCUACUUUGUCGGUUCCGGUGUGUCCGGUGGUGAGGAAGGUGCCCGUUACGGUCCUUCCCUGAUGCCCGGCGGUGCCGAGGAGGCGUGGCCACACAUCAAGGAGAUCUUCCAGGCCAUCUCUGCCAAGUCCGACGGCGAGCCUUGUUGCGACUGGGUCGGCCCUGCAGGUGCUGGUCACUACGUUAAGAUGGUUCACAACGGUAUCGAAUACGGUGACAUGCAGUUGAUCACCGAAGCUUACGACAUCAUGAAGCGUGUUGGUGGUUUCUCCGACAAGGAGAUCGGUGACGUGUUCGCCAAGUGGAACACCGGUGUCUUGGACUCUUUCUUGGUCGAGAUCACCCGUGACAUCCUCAGAUACGACGACAAGGACGGCACCCCACUGGUCGAGAAGAUCAUGGACUCUGCCGGCCAAAAGGGUACCGGUAAGUGGACCGCCAUCAACGCUCUGGACCUAGGUAUGCCAGUCACUUUGAUCGGCGAGGCCGUCUUCGCUCGUUGCCUCUCUUCUCUAAAAAGCGAGAGAAUCAGAGCCGCCUCUAUCCUGCCAGGCCCAGAGGUCUCCAAGGACGCCAUCAAGGACAAGCAGCAGUUCGUUGACGACUUGGAGCAGGCUUUGUACGCCUCCAAGAUUAUCUCUUACGCACAGGGUUUCAUGUUGAUCCGUGAGGCCGGUAAGACCUACAACUGGAAGCUGAACAACCCUGCCAUCGCUUUGAUGUGGAGAGGUGGUUGCAUCAUCAGAUCCGUCUUCUUGGCUGAGAUCACCAAGGCCUACAGAGAGAACCCAGAGUUGGAGAACUUGUUGUUCAACAAGUUCUUCACUGACGCCAUUACCAAGGCUCAAUCCGGCUGGAGAAAGACCAUUGCCUUGGCUUCCACCCAGGGUAUCCCAACUCCUGCUUUCUCUACCGCUUUGUCCUUCUACGACGGUUACAGAUCCGAGAGACUUCCAGCUAACUUGUUGCAAGCUCAACGUGACUACUUCGGUGCUCACACCUUCAGAGUUUUGCCAGAGUGCGCCAGCGAGGACCUCCCAGAGGGCCAGGACAUCCACGUUAACUGGACUGGUAGAGGUGGUAACAUUUCCGCCUCCACUUACCAGGCUUGA
Lachancea thermotolerans CBS 6340 is the source of this 1479-nucleotide messenger RNA. It is a transcript of the gene GND1, whose product is annotated as phosphogluconate dehydrogenase (decarboxylating) GND1. The transcript has a single exon. Lineage: Eukaryota; Fungi; Ascomycota; Saccharomycetes; Saccharomycetales; Saccharomycetaceae. Gene Ontology annotation, biological process: pentose-phosphate shunt, oxidative branch; pentose-phosphate shunt. Gene Ontology annotation, molecular function: phosphogluconate dehydrogenase (decarboxylating) activity; NADP binding. Bases 1 to 1479 code for a protein of 492 amino acids. Gene Ontology annotation, cellular component: cytosol. The record is from RefSeq and is a predicted model, not a curated record.